GGGACUAAACAUAGUAAAGCACAGUCAUUGCAAUUUGCAUUCCAUUUAAAUUUCAUUUCAUGUAAAACAAGAAAACAAAUAAAACAAACUACCUUACCCUUUCUCCUUCGACGUGUUGACUAGGAGGAUCUAUCGGGUUCCUCAGCGUUUGUUCCUGCAGAUGGCGAGCGGGUUUGGGGAAUCAACAAGCAGGUCACCCCCAAGCCCUUCCUACGCCGGCAACAAUAAUAGUGAUGCUGGCAAUUUUGAAUGCAACAUUUGCUUUGACUUAGCCCAAGACCCUAUUAUUACCUUAUGCGGUCAUCUUUUCUGCUGGCCUUGCCUUUACAAGUGGCUUCAUUUUCACUCACAGUCACGAGAAUGCCCGGUGUGCAAGGCACUGGUUGAAGAGGAGAAGUUGGUUCCCUUGUAUGGGAGAGGAAAGACAUCAUCUGACCCGAGAUCAAGAUCUAUUCCCGGUGUUAAUAUCCCGCACCGUCCUGCAGGUCAGAGACCUGAGACUGCUCCUCCGCCUGAACCGAAUCCCUUUGCUCAUCAUGGGUUUGGAUUCACGGGUGGUUUGGGAGGGUUUGCACCUGCGGCAACAGCAAGAUUUGGGAAUUUCACACUGUCAGCAGCAUUUGGUGGUUUUAUACCAUCCUUGUUUAACUUUCAAUUGCAUGGGUUUCAUGGUGCGACCAUGUAUGGUGGAGCGCCUGGUUUCCCAUAUGGGUUUUCUAAUUCAUUUCAUGGUGGCCAUGUUCAUAGAUAUCCUUUGCACACAGGUCAAGGGCAACAAGAUUAUUAUCUCAAGAGGCUGCUGUUCUUUGUUAUUUUCUGUGUGGUCCUUGCUUUUAUUUGGCAAUAGUUUGAAUAGAGUUGAGACUGCUAAGUGAAUCAAACUUGAGCUCUUAUCAACCUUCAUGUGUGCUUUUUAAUUUCUAUUUUUUGUAACUAUGGAAGUUGUUCAUAUCAUACUCUCUUAUUACUCUAGUAGUUCUGUUGUCUGCAGUUAGUUUGUGGAUCUUGAUUUGCAUCCAUGUGCUAAAUUUCAUUUGGAGACCAUGAAAGUACAUACAGAUAUAGAUGUUAGUUUGAUGGUCAUUUUAUAUACCUAUGAGGUAGUUAUUGACCUUCUGUACCAAA
This is a messenger RNA of Lotus japonicus, 1125 nucleotides long. RefSeq lists its product as uncharacterized. Gene Ontology annotation, cellular component: endoplasmic reticulum. The coding region runs from base 161 to 847 and encodes 228 amino acids. The record is from RefSeq and is a predicted model, not a curated record. The transcript has 2 exons. Gene Ontology annotation, molecular function: ubiquitin-like protein conjugating enzyme binding; metal ion binding; ubiquitin protein ligase activity. Gene Ontology annotation, biological process: ubiquitin-dependent protein catabolic process. NCBI's taxonomy places the organism in Eukaryota, Viridiplantae, Streptophyta, Magnoliopsida, Fabales, Fabaceae.